GCGAACACACAAUGUUCAUUCGCAGGGAUCGUUUCCUGAGCAUGAUGUGUGCUCGUUGUCCCGCAGGUCACUUUCCAGUGUGUCACAUCCUUCUGCACAAGGGAGAGCAGGAAAUGGCAAACUCCCAGUAUGAGGCAAAGCAUUCCCACUGCAGCAAUUGGUCCACGGGAGCUAUAAAUUGGUCUCCUCCAGAAACAGACCAAAAUUUGUCUGUGGGGAGGUCAGCCAGAAGCUAAAGACAGAGGCCAUGGAGAGGAAUGGUGCUGCCCGCCCCCAGACGCCAGACCCCACGCACCACUUCCACAUAGCGCUGCUGGAUCAGCGACGUAGGCUGCGAGGUCAGAUUGCUCACCUUCACAAGGCAGCUCGCAAAAUCAACAAGCUUCGCAAAAGAUCCCUGAUUGCCAACAUCAGUGGGAGCUCACUGACAGCCGUGGGAGCAGUCACGGCCAUCGUGGGACUGUCCCUAAGCCCAGCUACACUGGGAGCCUCCCUCCUGGCAUCGGCAGUGGGUUUGGGCUUAGCCACUGCUGGGGGAGCUGUCAGCAUCACCUCCGAUCUCUCUGCCGUGCUCUGCAAUUCCCGGGAGGUGAAGAAGGUGCAGGAAAUUGCAAUGACUUGUCGGAAACAGAUGAGGGAAAUCCUCGGCUGCCUGGAAUUCCUCCGCCGUGUGCAGGGCCCAGGGGACCCCAAGCUUCUCCAGUCAGAGAAGAGAGCAUCCAUCUCCCUGUAUAAUUCUGUCUGCUUCAUGGUCUUCUGUGGCUCCCACAGCUUCCUUGUGCCAGAAUACACAAAAGAGGUCACAAAAGUGAGCCAGGCCAUGCUGAAGGCCAAAAUCCAGAAGCUGGCUGCCAACCUCGAGAUCUGCACCAGAGCAAUGGAUGAAGUCUGUGAACUCCUUGAGACCAGGACAGAGCUUUCCCCACGGAUGAGGAAACUCGGCUUGGGUGCUAGAACCACCACUGAGACCCCAAGACCAUCCAGUUGAAACAGCAAUUGCCCUGUAAUGAAACCAGGCUUGAAAACACUACGUAAUUGUCACCAUUAGCACUGCUACCUGUUGCUGUUGUAAUAUUGGUGGUGCUCAUCCACAUAGAUACACACAUCUCUUGUGCCUUAUUUAUAUUUGAACACAAACCUCUCCCUGAUAUCAAGACAGAGUUUACACACACACAC
Molecule: messenger RNA, 1176 nt
Organism: Phasianus colchicus (ring-necked pheasant)
Lineage: Eukaryota; Metazoa; Chordata; Aves; Galliformes; Phasianidae
Gene: APOLD1
Product: apolipoprotein L domain containing 1
Biological process (GO): lipid transport; angiogenesis; lipoprotein metabolic process
Cellular component (GO): membrane; extracellular region
Molecular function (GO): lipid binding
Source: RefSeq, a predicted model, not a curated record